This is a messenger RNA of Drosophila serrata, 3525 nucleotides long. RefSeq names its product YTH domain containing 1 (gene Ythdc1). Gene Ontology annotation, biological process: regulation of alternative mRNA splicing, via spliceosome; mRNA splicing, via spliceosome. Gene Ontology annotation, cellular component: nucleoplasm. Gene Ontology annotation, molecular function: mRNA binding; N6-methyladenosine-containing RNA reader activity. The record is from RefSeq and is a predicted model, not a curated record. Lineage: Eukaryota; Metazoa; Arthropoda; Insecta; Diptera; Drosophilidae.
UCGCCGCUGUGACGCAGAAUUUUGUAAAAAAAGGAAAACUUGUAAAAUUGGUGUAAUUUCGCGUUCUUGAAGCUGCAAUUGCUAUUGAAAAGUGAAGCAAAAGUGGCACUAGACCGGUGUCCACGCAGUUAAUGCCAAGAGCAGCCAGUAAACAAACGCCGCUGAUGCGCGAGAUGGCGGAUCUGGACGCAGUGCACCUGGGGCUGGACGAGAACGAGGCGGACAUAGCCGAGGAGCUGCAGGACUUUGAGUUCAACACACGCAGCGAGGCCUCGGAGUCGAAUGGCGGCGAUUCCACGGACUCGGAGCCGAGUAUAAGUUCGGUGAGCACCGCCACCUCCUCGCUGGUGGGCAGUGGCAAGCGGAAGACCAAGAAGCUGGCCAAGGAGUCCCCAGCACCAGAGACGAAGCCUGCGAAAGGCUCCAAGGCGAAGAACAAGCGGGAAACCACGCCGGAGGAGGUGAAUGGCAGCAGCAAGAACCAGAAAAGAGAACAGAAAAAGCGCACUGGCAGCGAGUCAGCCAAGAAGUCCGCAUCGGACACGUCCGAGAAGCCCAAGGCCAAGUCCCCGUCCAGCGAGGAUCGUGAGCAGCCGCCUGUUAAGAAGGCGAGAGGCAAGAAGAUAUCCUCUAAUACGGCCAACGAAUCCAUCGGCCACAAGAGCGAUGGCAGCGAGGCCGAGGACGAAACACCAGCGCUUCCAUCCCUAGAGUCCGAUAGCGAGUCCUCCGACUCAGAUUCGGGCACCCAACACAAGCGAAACGUGGGCAACGGGCGCGGCAAAACCAGUUCCAAGAGCUCAACGCCCGAGAAGGACACCGGACCGCCAACGCACUCACAGAAGGGCUACGACUACAUGACCAAGCUCAACUAUCUCUUCCGGGACACGCGCUUCUUCCUCAUCAAGUCCAACAACAGUGACAACGUCCAGCUGUCCAAGAGCAAGAGCGUAUGGGCCACUCUGCCGCAGAACGAUGCCAAUCUGAAUCAGGCCUUCAAGGAGGCCAGGAACGUGUUGCUCAUCUUCUCGGUGAACGAGAGCGGUAAAUUUGCAGGAUUCGCGCGAAUGGCGGCUCCGUCACGGCGGGACAUACCCCAGGUAGCCUGGGUGCUGCCGCCAAGCAUUUCGCCCAAGGCGCUGGGCGGCGUCAUCGAGCUGGACUGGAUUUGCCGCAAGGAGCUUUCCUUUAAUGCCACCCUACAUUUGCACAACACCUGGAACGAGGGCAAGCCGGUGAAGAUCGGUCGGGACGGUCAAGAGAUCGAGCCCAAGAUCGGAGGCGAGCUGUGCCGCCUCUUUCCCGAGGACGAGCAGAUCGAACUCACGCCCAUACUCAAGAAAUCCAAGGAGACGGCCCGAGUGAUGCGGGAGAAGGGCAUCCACGUGAUUUACAAGCCGCCUCGGAGUCUCUCUUCACGUGGACACGGCGGCGGCGGCGGAGGUGGCCGUGGAGGCCGUGGAGCAGGCCACGACCAGCUGGGCCCGAUGCGGCACAAGAGGAGCUACCACGGACCACCGCACCACCGUCCAUAUCGUCACCAUCAUGGCAUGGGCAUGCCGCCGUCCCAUGGCGGUGGUUUCAAGCGCAGCGGUUCUCCCUACCGCCAAAUGGGAAGCGGCGCCGGCGGAGCGCCCGGAGGUCCCAGCGAAAUGACCAUGCCCUCGUGGGAACGCUACAUGUCAUCAGCAGCAGCCGCAGAGGCAUAUGUGGCGGACUACAUGCGGAAUAUGCACGGUCAGCUUCCGCCACUGCCGUUCGUUCCACCGUUUGCACAGCUCCCCAUGCCCGGAGCCGGAGCGGGAGCGGCUGGUGCCCUGCAACCGAGCGCUGCAGCGGCCAUGUACGAACAGCUGCCGCCACCGGUGCGAUACUACGACGGACCUGGAGCACCGCCACUGCCGGACUAUCCGCCCCCACAGCGGCCACCGCCGCCCGGUUUUGAUAAGGCGCCAAGCUACGAGGAGUUUGCCGCCUGGAAGAACGCUGGCCUGCCCACAGUGCCGCCGCCAGGCUUUCCCGUUUACGGCGGAGCCCCCAAUGGUGGCAGCAACGGUGCUGGCGGAUCAGUGGGCGUUGGCCAGGCGGCAGGCGCCAGUGGAGGCAUGGGACCGGGCGUUGGCAGCGGCGGCGGAGGCGGUGCUUCCGGUCUGGGCGGACCUGGUGGCUACCGGAAUCGGGAUGGCAACAACGGCGGCUCCGCGGGCACGCGUCGUCGGGAGUACGGAAAUCGCAGUGGCGGCUCAUCGAGGGACUCGAGACCCUUUCGCGGUGAACGUGGCGGCGGCGGCCAGCGAAACUAUCGGGACAACAGGCGCUAGGCGGGAUCGGGGCAACGCUAAAAUCGCUAGAAUCGGAAAGUGUAAUCCUAAUUGUCUCGCGCGUGUGCAAAAUGCAAUGAGAAAUGCUGAAAACGCGCAUCGGUAUAAGCAAAAAGUAAAAAGUUAAUACGAAUUAGUAGAUCGGAACCCAACGGGGAACCCCCUAACCCUAUGAAUACAGCUAUCGUCUGCGAAUCGAUACAACAACAACAACAACAACUCUCUUUCCCCCAAUUUCUCUCCAAGCUACACCCUCCCCCAACCACCACCAACUCCACAUUAUGAUUUAAACAUAGACUUACGACCUAAGCAAAUUUCAAAACAGCAAAUUACAUGCUAAAUUAAAUAUUUUAAACAAAAAAAAAAUACAAAAUGAAAGAGAGAGAGAGAAAUUGUGAACUUUAUUUACCCAAAACAAAAUCUCAAAAAAAGAAGAAAAGAAAGAAAAUCAAAGAGAGACUUUAAGAGACGCCCAACAACAACAACCAACAACAGCAACAAAUACCAUGAACGAACUUAAGCUAAUAGAGAUAGCAAACAGUGCAAACAGUGAUGUGUGUAAUGUGUGUGUCAAACCCCACCCAACCCCGUAAACCGCAAGAAAACCCAGAGAGUUGGACACAACAGGGAAUGGGAAUACGUCAAAAAAGCCCGAAAACUAAACGGGAGUAAAAUACCCCCGAGCAUGAGCAAGAGACUUUCACAGACGACAGGACCCAGUCCCUUCGUCGUCUGUCGCUUUCGAUCCGAUCUAAGCUUCCUUAUACGUAGUAUAAAACUAAUGCAAACCAUAUUUAACCAUUUUACAUGUCUCGCCGACAGAAGACCGUCCCAGAAACAGACACACAUCCGCCUCCACCUCGGGCCCGGACAUCAUCCGUGGCUCCGUCGCCUCGGUCCCACUUUGGUCCUUGGCCCUUCCGUAGAAAUCCGGACCACUAGCCAUUCGAACUGUUUAACCGACUUGGCCGAAAACGCCUUCCCAAUUUAAUUCCACUCAAAAUAAGACUGCCACAUUUUCUCGCUCUUGACAAGCGUUGACCGCUGACAAACACAUUCCCGGACAGACCUAGGGAUGUUUGUUUCUUUGCAGGAUUCGUGAUACUCGUUUUUGGAUAAUGGAUUUGCAAAAGCAAAAUGGAUGGCCAAAUGAAUCGACUCAUAAAGACUGAUGAUAAAUAAAGACUGGAGCUGAUAAAAAAUA